Amyelois transitella is the source of this 1336-nucleotide messenger RNA. RefSeq lists its product as uncharacterized. The transcript is spliced from 6 exons. The coding region runs from base 166 to 1140 and encodes 324 amino acids. Lineage: Eukaryota; Metazoa; Arthropoda; Insecta; Lepidoptera; Pyralidae. The record is from RefSeq and is a predicted model, not a curated record.
UUCAGUACAAUAAUAACAAUACAGAAAUAACUUUUAGUGAUUUGUAGACAAUAGAAGAUAAAAAAAUUAAGCCAAGUGUUGAACAGUGGCUUAUAACUGAAAUGAUAAUACCUUAAUCAGGCGGUGUUUUUAAUAAUUUGAUGUUUAGUAUAGGAAAAUCAAGACAUGACCAACUUGGCUCUGCCAGAUCUUGAUGUGCGAACAGUGCUCAAUGUGGUGGAGGAGAAUUUUGAGAAAGUAGAACUGAAAGCGUACGCUGUUCGAAUGAUUUAUAUAGGGGAACACACUAUGUGCAAGGAAGAUAUGAUAAAGCAUUUUAAAAAGACUGUCAAUGCGGUGAACGCGUGCUACUGUGAAGUUAACAUACAAGGUCUACUGUUAGUGUACGACAGUUACUUUAUCCAUGUUUUAGAGGGUUCAGAAGACACAGUGCAUAGACAAUUAAGAUUCCUUUUUAAAGAAGAGCUGGAUUGGAUUGAGGAAAUGGACCGUCUGGAAGAAGAGGAGGCAGCAGCAGCGGCGGAGGCGGCUGAAGCUGAGGCCAUUGAGCUGGGAAUCCCCUAUGUGCCACCCCCGGCAGUAGAUCCUGCCGAGAAACCAGAGAGGAAGAUGUUUAAACGCCUAAAACUGCUCAUAGUCUAUCAUUCUAUAAAAACGCGUUGGUUCUCAAACUGGCAAGCUGUGACAGCGCGACCACCUUCCUUGGUCGGCAAACUGGACGUGUAUGGACCUCUCCAAGCCCACAUGGAACAACUGCGCAUCUGUCUCGACAAAAUCUUUAAGUUGUGUCGAUUCGCUAACGAAGAACAUUUGUCGUUUGAAGGCCUCAGCGCAGUGGAUCCUAGAAUGGAGGCAUUGCCCGAAGUGGCUCUGCUGGACUUUCUCAUACAAUCGCAGUACAUAUUUGACCUCCGACAAUUUGCGUAUAUGCACAGGCGUGUUGACGACUACUGCUUUUAUUUCGAGAGUGUGUGGCCACUACCUACGCAUUACACGCCCCGACAUCUAUACAAGUUGAAGAUCGACGAUUCGUUCGUGGAACCUUUGCCCGUGAUGCCAUGGGAGAUGGUGAAGAAAGAGGUAGGCGAGGAUGAAGAAGGAAGAGAAGAACAGCAGAGCGGAAGCUCCGACAGCGAUUAAACAUUCGGGAACAUCUAUAAACUUCCUCAGAUAUUAUUUCGAAAAAGAAAAAUCACCCGACAUUUUAUAAAAAUGGCAGUUGUCUGCGAAGGAACUUACUAUAGUCACAUACACAGUCACAAUGUUGAAACUUUUUGUGACGGGUUCGUUAUAUGGCAGCUUAAUAUUAAUUUUUAGUCAAUGCUCUUCUUCCAAA